AUGACGAGAAAAACGAGAAGCUUCGAAUCGGAAGUCGGAACACGCGGCUGGACGAGGAACUUAUGGUCGUCGACCAGGCCAGCCAAACAAUCCAACAGCUAUGCCUACGUUUCACCGACGUUUGCCUACAGUUUCAACUGGGACAACCCUAAUUCCAAGUACCAGCAUGGCUGCCAGGGUCAGAGAUUAUCCCAUGAGCGCGGUCUAACCGGUACAGGAAUGGCGAACGUGGCGCCCUGGCUGCUGUCCAUGUGCCUGCUCAGCCUCCAGGAGAUCGCGGUCCAGCCUGCGAGCAACGCGCUUUCACGCGAUCUUGAAACGACCGGUCAGAGAAGCGUGACAUCAGGCUUUCGCUCGUCUUUAAGGAAUUACAAAACCUUAAUAUCGGGCCACGACGAGCUUCCUGGCCACAUAAACUGCGACUCGCCUAAAGUCGAAGAGAACUCGCUGGACAAAUUACCCACAACCCCGGAGUACAAUAAUCAUCUGUAUGGUUCAACGCCCGAUUCGAGCGAGUACUUCGCAAGACCCUUCGAGAAAACGGUCAACGCGAGAUUACCCGGAAGAAACUUCAACGUACUCAGGUCAGAUGCUCAGUCUGUGAAUCAGCUAGAGUCUCACGGGUUUAAUUACGAUCCUGGUCGAGGACACGUGGAGGAUGAUUACGUUGGACCCGCCAUGGAACUGGUCUACGCGUGGUCCACCAUCGACUAUGAUUACGACAGCAUAGAGGCUCGAGACUCGGCUAUCUUCGAUGGAGAUUUCAUCGCGGAAAACAAUCUACCUCUGGGUCUAGAGAUCUGGAGAGACAAGGUUUUCAUCACUCUGCCAAAGUGGAAGGACGGUAUUCCAGCCACCCUGGCUACUGUACCCAAACGCUCGAAGACGAAGAGCCCAAAGUUGAGGCCCUAUCCUGAUUGGGGAUGGCAUCGAACAGGCAACUGCGAAGGACUGACCUCGGUCUUCAGAAUCCACGUAGACGAGUGCGACCGUCUAUGGGUCCUGGACUCCGGCAAAGUAGACAUAUCGAAAGGGGGCAAGACAGCGUGUCCUCCAGCGAUCUUCAUCUUCGACUUAACAACCGACAACCUGAUCAGGAAGUACAUCAUACCCGAUGACCAAGUGAAGGAGGACUCCUUAUACGCGAACAUCGUGGUGGACAUCAGAAACGAGGACUGUAGCUCAGCAGUAGCCUACGCAUCCGACGUGUUUCGUUACGGUCUGCUGGUGUACGACUUCUUCAAAGACAGCUCCUUCAGAAUCCAACACCACUUCUUCUUCCCUGACCCUCUGGCCUCCAAAUACGAGCUCCAUGGUCUGAGAUUCCAAUGGACCGACGGAAUCUUCGGGAUCGCCUUGAGUCCAUUGGACAUCCACGACGACAGGACCCUGUUCUUCCAUCCCAUGUCCAGCUUCCGCGAAUUCGCUGUCUCCACGUCGAUUCUCAGCGACAAGAAGACAGCGGAUGAUAACACCGACUACUUCAUGCCCAUCGGGAGACCCAGGGCCAAAGACUAUGGCCAUUCCUCAGGGUCUGUGAUAGAUAGGAACGGAGUGAUGUUCUUCAACAUGGUGACCAGGGAUUCUGUCUGGUGUUGGGACACCAGGAAGGAGUACAUCCCGCAGAAUCUCGGGGUUAUAGGGACUAGCAACUUGUCCUUAGUCUUUCCAAACGACAUCAAGGUCGAUCACGAGUACGAUCAGAACGUCUGGCUGAUCUCGAACAAGCUGGCCAUGUACCUUUAUGGCAGCAUCGACAGCAGCAAGAUCAACUACAGAGUCUUCAAGGCCAAUGCCAGGGAAGCUGUUAAGGACACCGUCUGCGACCCUAAUUACGCGGUGCCUGGCUCAGAACACGGCUACGACGAGAUCUGCUGA
Eufriesea mexicana is the source of this 1878-nucleotide messenger RNA. RefSeq names its product yellow-h (gene Y-h). The transcript has 5 exons. Gene Ontology annotation, cellular component: extracellular region. Bases 1 to 1878 code for a protein of 625 amino acids. Lineage: Eukaryota; Metazoa; Arthropoda; Insecta; Hymenoptera; Apidae. The record is from RefSeq and is a predicted model, not a curated record.